GGCGCGGCCGCCCUGGGCUGGGAAGACGCUGUGGGCCCAGGUGGCAUCAGAACCCACAGGAGGGAGGCAGCUGGCCCAGGAGGGGCCGUGGCAGGCCUUUGGGGAUCGCGAGAGUCGACCCCAUCCUCCCUGAAACAAGGUCGAAGGUUGAGGAGGUCCCUGCCCGGCCCCGCAGCUGACAAGGCGAGAAGCCGCACCUGCCGGGGUAGGGACCGCGGGGUGGGCUCGGGCCUCCGUGGGGCCGGCACAGGGACCCUCUCCUCUCAGGGCCUUGGCCCUCAUCCCCGGGCACCGGGACUCACAGGCGGAUGGGACCAGGUGGGGACCAGGGUGUGAAGGGGAAGGAAGCCGGGUGGGUGGAACGGGGCCGGAUGCGGGGGUCGUGGGGGGCCGCGGGGAAGGGACCUUGUGAUGCAGGAGACGGAGGGGGCUGGUGACGGAGGACGGGAGGCCGCGAGGAUGGGGAAUGGGGACGUCCUUUUCCCCUCCCACUGGCUCACCAGGGAUGCGCCUCCGCGACUGCCCGCCCCAAUCCCAGGGCGGAGGCCUCGCGCAAAACCCAGGCGCCUCGGCUCCGAGCUCCGGCUGAGGGUCUGCGCCGCCGCCCGCCCGCUCCUUCCCGCUCGGCCGCGGCCCCUGGGCGGAUACUCCGGCGCGCGGUUCCAACCAAGGUCCGUGGCGGGUUUGACUCCACCAAGAUGAACUGGGCACCCGCGACGUGCUGGGCUCUGCUACUGGCGGCCGCUUUCCUCUGCGACAGCGGCGCAGCCAAGGGCGGCCGCGGAGGGGCGCGGGGCAGUGCCCGGGGAGGGGUUCGCGGGGGCGCGCGCGGGACCUCGAGGGUGCGCGUGAGGCCGGCGCCGCGCUACGGCGCCCCUGGCUCCUCCCUGCGCGUGGCUGCGGCAGGGGCGGCGGCUGGGGCGGCGGCGGGAGCGGCCGCGGGCCUGGCGGCGGGGUCGGGCUGGAGAAGGGUCGCGGGACCCGGGGAGCGCGGCCUGGAGGACAACGAGGACGGGGUGCCCGGAGGCAACGGGACCGGCCCCGGCAUCUACAGCUACUGGGCGUGGACUUCAGGCGCUGGACCCACGCGCAGCCCUGGUCUCUGUCUCGUGCUGGGCGGCGCCCUCGGCGCCCUGGGGUUGCUGUGGCCCUAGGCCUGGCCGG
This is a messenger RNA of Chlorocebus sabaeus (green monkey), 1164 nucleotides long. RefSeq names its product shadow of prion protein (gene SPRN). Gene Ontology annotation, molecular function: nucleic acid binding. Lineage: Eukaryota; Metazoa; Chordata; Mammalia; Primates; Cercopithecidae. Gene Ontology annotation, cellular component: nucleus; membrane. Gene Ontology annotation, biological process: protein import into nucleus. The record is from RefSeq and is a predicted model, not a curated record.